This is a messenger RNA of Drosophila kikkawai, 5972 nucleotides long. It is a transcript of the gene GluRIID, whose product is annotated as Glutamate receptor IID. Gene Ontology annotation, cellular component: postsynaptic density membrane; plasma membrane. Lineage: Eukaryota; Metazoa; Arthropoda; Insecta; Diptera; Drosophilidae. Gene Ontology annotation, molecular function: transmitter-gated monoatomic ion channel activity involved in regulation of postsynaptic membrane potential; glutamate receptor activity. Gene Ontology annotation, biological process: synaptic transmission, glutamatergic; monoatomic ion transport; modulation of chemical synaptic transmission. The record is from RefSeq and is a predicted model, not a curated record.
GCGACUAAGGAACUUCAAAGAUAUCGCGCUAGUGGGUGAUCCAAAAAUAUACCUAUAUAUUUAUAUAUACCCGUCGUCGGCGAGGGGAAAUGAAAGAUUCCCAUUCGAAACUUCAAUAAAUGAGGACAAUGCAGUUCAGCUGGCUGAUACCAAUUAUACUCUGCCUUCACAGAGUGCAGGGUCAGUUCUAUGGCGGCAGCUCCUUCGGUUCACCUAGUGGCCAAGCCAUUCGCCUUGGCCUUAUCACCGACGACACCACCGACAGAAUCCGUCAGACCUUUGAGCACGCCAUAUCGGUGGUCAACAAUGAGCUGGGCGUUCCUUUGGCGGGCGAAACGGAACAGGUGGCCUACGGAAAUUCAGUCCAGGCCUUUGCCCAGCUCUGCAGGCUAAUGCAGGGCGGAGUGGGUGCCGUCUUUGGGCCGGCUGCCAAGCAUACAGCCGCGCAUUUGCUGAACGCCUGCGACUCCAAGGACAUUCCCUUCAUAUACCCGCACCUCUCGUGGGGUGCCCACUCUGAUGGCUUCAACCUGCACCCGAAUCCGGAGGACAUAGCUCAUGCCCUCUACGACAUUAUCAACCAGUUCGAUUGGUCUCGCUUCAUAUUCUGCUACGAGUCCGCUGAGUACCUGAACAUUUUGGACCACCUCAUGACCCUUUACGGCAUCAAGGGACCCGUCAUCAAGGUGAUGCGCUACGAUCUCAACCUGAAUGGCAACUACAAGUCGGUGCUGCGUCGAAUUCGAAAAUCGGAGGACAGCCGCAUCGUGGUCGUGGGCUCCACAGAGGGAGUGGCCGAGCUGCUGCGCCAGGCCCAACAAGUGGGAAUCAUGAACGAGGACUACACCUACAUUAUCGGCAACCUGGACCUGCAUACCUUCGAGCUGGAGGAGUACAAGUACAGCGAGGCCAAUAUAACCGGAAUACGAAUGUUCUCACCUGACCAGGAGGAGGUGCGAGAUCUGGUCGAGAAGCUGCACCAUGAGCUGGGCGAAAGCGAACCCACCAAUAAUGGCUCAUCAUCGAUCACCAUGUCCAUGGCCCUCACCUACGAUGCUGUGCGAGUCAUCGCGGAGACAACCAAGCACCUUCCCUAUCAACCCCAGAUGCUCAACUGCUCCGAGCGUCAUGACAAUGUUCAGCGCGAUGGUUCUACCUUUAGGAAUUAUAUGAGAUCGUUGGAGAUAAAGGAGAAAACAAUAACAGGCCGCAUAUACUUCGAAGGCAAUGUGCGCAAGGGAUUCACCUUUGAUGUCAUCGAACUGCAGACGAGUGGACUGGUCAAGGUCGGCACCUGGGAAGACGGAAAGGACUUUGAGUUCCAGCGGCCACCCCAAGUGAUCAACUUGAAUGACAUUGACGACGGGUCGCUGGUCAACAAAACCUUCAAGGUUUUAAUCUCUGUUGCAACAAAACCCUAUGCCAGUCUCGUGGAGAGCAUUGACACACUUAUUGGCAACAACCAGUACCAGGGUUAUGGAGUGGAUUUGAUCAAGGAGUUGGCCGACAAGCUGGGCUUUAACUUUACAUUCCACGACGGUGGCAAUGACUACGGUUCCUUUAAUAAGACCACCAAUACCACCACUGGAAUGCUCAAGGAAAUUGUUGAAGGGCGAGCUGAUUUGGCCAUCACCGAUCUUACCAUUACAUCGGAGCGGGAGGAAGUCAUCGAUUUCUCCAUACCCUUUAUGAAUCUGGGCAUAGCUAUUUUGUAUGUGAAACCCCAGAAGGCUCCGCCUGCCCUUUUUUCCUUCAUGGACCCAUUUUCCUCGGAGGUCUGGCUUUAUCUGGGCAUAGCCUAUGUGGGCGUCUCCCUCUGCUUCUUUAUUCUGGGGCGACUUUCGCCCACCGAGUGGGACAACCCGUAUCCCUGCAUAGAGGAACCCGAGGAGCUGGAGAAUCAGUUUACCAUCAACAACUCUCUGUGGUUCACAACGGGAGCUUUACUGCAGCAAGGAUCGGAAAUUGCUCCCAAAGCCCUGAGUACCCGCACAAUCUCUGCCAUUUGGUGGUUCUUCACUCUCAUCAUGGUAUCCUCAUACACAGCCAACCUGGCUGCCUUCUUGACCAUCGAAAAUCCGACUAGUCCCAUUAACAGCGUUGAGGAUUUGGCCGAUAAUAAGGAUGACGUUCAGUACGGAGCCAAGCGCACGGGAUCAACAAGGAACUUCUUUUUGACAUCAGAGGAUCCCAUCUACAUGAAAAUGAAUGAGUACAUGACUGCCCAUCCAGAGAUGCUGAUGGACAACAAUCAGGAUGGAGUGGACAAGGUCAAGUCUGGCACCAAGUACGCCUUCCUCAUGGAGUCCACCUCGAUCGAAUUCAAUACGGUACGAGAGUGCAACCUGACCAAAGUGGGUGACGCUUUGGACGAGAAGGGUUACGGCAUAGCCAUGGUUAAAAACUGGCCGUAUCGCGACAAGUUUAACAACGCCCUGUUGGAGCUGCAGGAGCAAGGUGUCCUGGCCAGGCUGAAAAAUAAAUGGUGGAACGAGGUUGGAGCAGGAGUUUGUAGCGCGAAAAGCGAAUCCGAUGGACCCUCAGAGCUGGGCGUGGACAAUCUCAGUGGCAUCUACGCUGUCCUGGCCGUCGGCUCUGUCAUCUCGAUAAUCGUCGCCAUCCUGUGCUGGUGCUUCUUUGUGUUCAAGAAGGCCAAGUUCUAUGCGGUUCCUUUCUGCGAUGCCCUGGUUGAGGAAUUCAAAAUUGUCAUCCGCUUUUCGGAAAAUGAACGAGCCCUGAAGAGCGCCCAGUCUAUAUAUUCCCGAAGCCGCAAUUCGUCGCAGUCGAUAGACUCGCUGCAAACUGAUUCCGAGGAGAACGAACAACCUGAGGACUAUCAAUUAGGAAUGCUUUUCAAUCAAUUUAAAAUUGCUUUGCUUAUUAUUUUCCUUAAAAUCUCUGCGAAAAACGCUCAAUAUGACAACUUUGGCGGCUACAAAAAGUUCCAAAAUUUGGAAAGUGUGCCAAUCGGCCUUCUCACCGACCAGAACACGGACCAAAUGAACAUUGUCUUCGACCAUGCCAUUGACGUGGCUAACCAGGAGGUGGGCACUGCGUUGACAUCUCUGAAAGCGGAGGUAAACUACGGGGAUGCCUAUCAGAGCUACGGCAGACUGUGCAGGAUGCUUGAGACCGGAAUUGCGGGGGUAUUUGGACCCUCAUCACGGCACACUGCCGUCCACCUGAUGUCCAUUUGCGAUGCCAUGGACAUACCGCACAUCUACUCCUACAUGAGCGAGUACGCCGAGGGGUUCAAUCUGCAUCCGCAUCCGGCCGACCUGGCCAAGGCCCUGUAUAGCCUCAUAACGGAGUUUAACUGGACGCGCUUUAUUUUCCUCUACGAAUCCGCCGAUUACCUCAACAUUCUGAAUGAGCUGACCACGAUGUUCGGCAUGAAUGGGCCCGUGGUCACGGUGCUGCGAUACGAUAUGCAGCUGAAUGGCAACUACAAGCAGGUUCUCCGCCGGGUGCGGAAGUCCGUCGAUAACCGGAUUGUGGUCGUCGGCUCCAGCGAAACCAUGCCGGAGUUUCUGAACCAGGCCCAGCAGGUUGGAAUUAUCAACGAAGACUACAAGUACAUCAUAGGCAACUUGGACUUCCACUCCUUCGAUUUGGAGGAGUACAAGUACAGUGAGGCCAACAUAACCGGUCUGCGCCUCUUCUCGCCGGAAAAGCUGGCCGUCAAGGAGCUGCUCAUGAAACUGGGCUAUCCCACCGACCAAGAUGAGUUCCGAAACGGCUCCUGUCCCAUAACCGUGGAAAUGGCUUUGACCUACGAUGCAGUUCAGCUGUUUGCAGAAACCCUGAAAAACCUGCCCUUCAAGCCUGUGUCCCAGAACUGUUCGCAGCGCACGGAAAGCGUUCGGGAUGACGGCUCCUCUUUUAAGAACUACAUGCGAACGCUUCGACUCACAGAACACCUACUCACCGGACCCAUCUACUUCGAGGGAAACGUCCGCAAGGGGUACCACCUGGAUGUCAUAGAGCUGCAGCCCUCGGGCAUUGUCAAGGUGGGCACCUGGGACGAGCAGAGGAAUUACAGAGCCCAGCGACUAGCUCCCACUACCGCCCAGUUCGACAACAUCGACAACUCGCUGGCCAACAAGACCUUCAUAAUUUUGCUCUCGGUGCCGAACAAACCGUACGCCCAGCUGGUGGAAACCUACAAACAGCUGGAGGGCAACAGUCAGUACGAGGGCUAUGGCGUGGAUCUAAUCAAGGAGCUGGCCGACAAACUGGGAUUUAACUUCACCUUCGUGAACGGUGGAAAUGAUUACGGGUCAUACAAUAAGACCUCGAAUGAGUCCACGGGCAUGCUGAGGGAGAUUAUGAUGGGGCGCGCUGACUUGGCCAUCACAGACUUGACCAUUACCUCGGAACGCGAAGAGGCCAUAGACUUCACCAUUCCCUUCAUGAAUCUAGGCAUAGCCAUUCUGUAUCUGAAGCCUCAGAAGGCCACUCCUGAGCUCUUUACCUUCAUGGACCCCUUCUCAGAGGAGGUCUGGUGGUUCCUGGGCUUUUCAUUUCUGGGCGUGGCCCUGAGCUUCUUUAUAUUGGGCCGCCUGUCGCCCAGCGAGUGGGACAAUCCGUAUCCGUGCAUUGAGGAGCCCGAGGAGUUGGAAAAUCAAUUCACCAUAGGCAAUUCCAUUUGGUUUACAACCGGAGCUCUGCUCCAACAGGGAUCGGAGAUCGGACCAAAAGCCCUAUCCACCCGCACUGUGGCCAGCUUCUGGUGGUUCUUCACCCUGAUUGUGGUGUCCUCGUACACCGCCAACUUGGCUGCCUUUUUGACCAUCGAGAAGCCUCAGAGUCUGAUCAAUAGCGUUGACGAUCUGGCUGACAACAAGGAUGGUGUGGUUUACGGCGCCAAGCGAACUGGAUCCACUAGAAACUUCUUUUUGACAUCUGAGGAUGAGCGCUACAAGAGGAUGAACAAGUUCAUGACCGAGCAUCCCGAACACCUCACCGAGGACAACCAGGAGGGCGUGAAUAGAGUGAAGACGAACACGCACUACGCUUUCCUCAUGGAAUCGACUUCCAUCGAGUAUAAUACAAAGCGCGAAUGCAAUCUAAAGAAGAUCGGCGACGCACUGGACGAGAAGGGCUAUGGCAUAGCCAUGCGAAAAAAUUGGCCACAUCGCGACAAGUUCAACAACGCCUUGUUAGAGCUCCAGGAGCAGGGUGUCCUGGAAAAGAUGAAAAACAAGUGGUGGAACGAGGUGGGCACUGGCAUUUGCGCCACCAAAGAGGAUGCUCCAGAUGCCACGCCCCUGGACAUGAAUAACCUGGAAGGUGUCUUCUUCGUGCUACUCGUUGGCAGCUGCUGCGCCCUGCUCUACGGAAUUAUCAGCUGGGUAUUGUUCGUAAUGAAAAAAGCCCACCACUACCGCGUGCCGCUACGCGAGGCCCUCAAGGAGGAAUUCCGGUUUGUCAUCGAUUUCAACAAUUAUAUUCGGGUGCUGAAGAGCUCGGCUUCAAUAUACUCCCGCAGCCGUCAGUCCUCCGUGGCUUCCAUGGCCCCGGAAUCGCAGGCUGGAGAAAGUUAAAAACUUUGUUUUUAUUUUUUAGUUUUUAUUUUUUAUUUUAUUAAAAGUUUAUUUCGAAAAAUGGAAUGCUUGUCAUUUGGGGGACACAAGAGAUAGUCGUCGCUAAAAAUAUUCAGCCAUGCCACUGAAUGGUGAAAGAACAGCUUGCGUAUAGUAAAUAAAUAAAACUAGUUUGAAUAAUACUGAAAUAAAUCCUUUAAAAUUUGUUCAAUAAAUAUUUGAUCUAUUUAGAAAAUUCUUGUUUUCAUUUAAACAAUAAUAAUUCGGUUGAGUGCUUGAACUUUUACCGUUAAAUAUAUAAAUUCGUUCAAUACAAAUUCGAAAGACAAUAAACUGGAGUCAUAAAUGGAGCUACCUUUUUAAAAUAUUAAAUACAAAUAUAUGUGUAUACAUAUAAAAUAUAGUAUAAUAUAAUAAAAGCGUAUA